CCUCGGCGCAGUCCAUCUUGCCUCUCAUAUCGCUGCUGUCAGCUUCUGCCAGCGCGCCGUCCGUGUUGUUGUAGUAAAUAAUGGCGGCAUCGGGAGGCGGAUUACCAUCUCCCGCUACCGUCGCGGGCUUAAGUGCCCAAGGGGUCGCCCGGGCUCGUUUCCCGGGUCGGCCGUCCACAGUUCGCAGCAGGCUGCGGUCGGAGAAACGUACCAGACGCGGAAGGUUGGGCUCGGACGACGGGGAGCUCGCUGCCGGAGGGCCGAGGCCCGUCAACAUCGGCCUUGCGUUGAGCGAAGAUCCGUCCCUGCUGCGUCUGCUCGGCGUGGCGGAGAAGCACAGGCGGCAGAGAGAUGCGGGGUUCGACUCCAGCGACAGUGAGGAGGAGGAAGAUUUCACUGGAUUUGGGACCACAAGAGUUCGUCCACAGAAAACAUCUGUCACUCUUCUCGAUUCGUCAUUACUCAGCCAAGCAAAGUCUCCCCAAACUUCAGACCAUUCUCUGGGAGCAAAACCUCUCAUUGGAAAAAUUAUACCCAGGACUCCAAAACCGUCUAUUAUUGGGAAAAUUGUACCAAGGCUCCCUAAAGAAGGCCAGGAUGUCAAAGACAGACCUGUAAAAGACAAAGACAUACCCAAGGUGGUAGUUAAACUGCACGGCAAGCAGGUAGAUCUCCCUGCAAAAGCCAAACAUGCAGAUGGGCAGGCCUCAGGUAGACAGAGCAGCACAAGAUCAGCUGACUUUAAUAGUAAAGCAGGAAAAUCAGCAGACUCAGGCAGCAUGCAAAACCAAACAGCCGCUACCUCAGCUGGUAGCACCAAGCAAGAUAAGCUGGUGAGCCCUCUGGCAGCAGUCAAGGGCGCAGGAAAAGCUUCCAAGGUCAAGGAACAAGGCGAGGUGUCAGAGGAUCCAGACACAGACCAGUCCCAGCCACAGAGAGCUGUGAAACGCAUGAAGGGCUUUCGAAUUGGGAACAGCAGACGCACAUCUCAAGCCAUUGCUUUGUCAAUCACAUCCUUUCGCAAACGGCAAAGAAAGAGAAUGGCUAAGAAUAUGGGUGCCUCUCCAGAAGCUGGGGCAGAGGCCGGUGCCCAGAGUGGAGAGGAGGCAGCAAUGCCUUUUGAGUGUAAAUCCGUAGAUUCCUCUGAGAAAACGGCUCAAAAAAGACCACGCAAAUCUUUGUUUGGGCACAAGCGAAAGCAGACAAGCGACGUUCCAAUCCUAAAUCGUCCAAAAAUAAGUCGGAAUCGCACUAGGCGUGUUUAUUACACCUAUGUACCAGAACCCAUUCCAUCCACAACUACACUGCAAGGUCAGAAUGUCCCUCCAUCAGAGGGUGAGACGAGCUCGUUUUCUGAAGUCCAGCAGAGUGCAAACAACUCCUCCACUCUUGUGAUGAGUGCACGGUCCUCCCGCGUUAUUAAAGUUCCGAAGAGGUUCUUGGACGAGGAAAUGAUUCCCUUUCCAAAGGGCUCUCUGUCAACAUGGAGGAAAAAUCAACAGAGAGAGGAUGGAAAACCAAGUCCAUCAGGUCAAGAGUCGAGCUAUGACGACAUCUCGCUGCAGUCAGACAGUGACUAUAUGUCUGUGGUUGACAGCCCAUCUGCAGGGACAAAGUUCUCAUCCAAGCCCAAUCCGGGCACGAGCCACCUAGAAAUCUACAAGAACCUCAAGAAACUGACCUUGAAAGUUGCGGAGAAAAAGAAAGGCCAGCCCGACACCCAGGGGGAUUAUAUACAUCCCGGCGAUGGUUUGACCUCUCAUGUCAAGAAGAGGAGGAGGUCAAAGCUCAUGAUGGAGGAGAUGGACUCUCCUGGUGUUGUGAGGAAACUAGCCGUGGUGGUGAACACUGAUGUGGAAGCCCCCUCGCGUAUGCCAUUAGAAGAUACAGGCAACAAUAAUGAAGCAGGGAUCGUGACUGGGGACAGUCAUGAGGCGUUGGAAGUCAGCGGGCCCAGCUAUCGAAUUGGUCUCAGUGGAGCUAAUAAGACGAUGCUUCACCUGCUGAAGAAAGCCAAAGUCCAGCUCAUCAAGAUUGAUCAGCAGAAGCAGCUCAAGUUGUCACAGUUGGGCUCCAGAGAAUCUCGAGUGCCAGUGAGUGGAAGAAGGAGGAGGAGGAGGAGAGUUGGCGUAUGUCCCAAAGAUAUUGGUCCUCAGGAGCAGCCACUGGGUGGUCCGAGGAUCAAACAUGUCUGUCGGGCAGCAGCAGUGGCUUUGGGGCAGCCCCGUGCCAUGGUGCCAGAUGAUAUUCCCAGACUCAGCGCCCUGCCACUUCACGAGAGGGAGGGCAUCACCUUUUCUCCAACAGCAGAAGAUGUGGCCGACGAUGACGAUGACAUCACUGAUCAGGGCAGGGCUCAGUGGGUUGUCUCUCAGGAGACCAUCCAGCGGAGGAGGGGGAGGGGAAGGGGUAGGGGCCACAGAUUAAAAAGAAGGAAGCCCCUGAGUCAGUAUGCACCUGGGGGAGUCCGUGCCCGGCGCUGUGGACGCUGCAGAGGUUGUUUGAUAGAGGAGGACUGCGCAAAGUGCAUCAACUGCCUCGAUAAGCCCAAGUUCGGGGGGCCCAACACCAAGCGGCAGUGUUGCAUAUAUAAGAAGUGUGAUCGGAUUGAGAAAGCGAAGAUUGAUCGAAUCAUCAAACCAUUGAAAGUCCAAUCGAGGCGGCUGUCGGGCUGUGUGUCAAGUAGUGAUGAUUCCAACUGGAGGUUCGGAGGGGCAGGCGAGGGAUCGUCCUCGAUGGCGCUCGGAGUCCAGAAACACUCCCUGCGUAACAUCACACCGCGUUCCUACAGCAGCUUGCUGAAGUCUGAAUCUGAAGAAGAGGAGGAAGAAGAACAAGGGGAUAAGGCAGUUAAACAGUCAACAGUCAAGCCAAGUGUAGCAUCUGCUAACCAAGAUCCUGCUUCCCAAGAUGGUGGAUCAGUGCCAAACAUCCCUCCAUCUGAGGUGGUGAAGCAUCGCCGACCGUUCUCCAGAGGAGCUGGGAGCAGACCCAGAGCUUACAAGGAACAGGAGAGCACGGAGGAGAUGGAGCCCAGAGAAACUUUACCAGAAACCAGCCCAGCCAGGAGCCCAAUGCCGAAGCUGCAGAAGCAGCUACAAAUACACUUAUACCGUCUGCCUGAUUUUAUCCUGCAGUCUGCUCUGUCUUUGCCACAGCAGUUGCCUCAGUGUCUGGAUCAGUGUGCUUCACAAUCGCAUCCAAUAUUGUCCCAGCUUGUAACACAGCCUGCUAUUUCACAUCCAUCACAUAUCACAACACAGUCUCCUCCUGAAUUGUCCCAGCCUGUAACUCAUCCCGCUUCUCCACUUUCCCCACACCCCAUAACAGACUCUAAAAUGAAAUCCUUGCUGUUGCGUUUGCAUCGUUUGCCCAAGUCUCAGGUGCAGUCAGUCUUGCAUUGGCAAAAAUGUAUAUCAUCAUCAUCAUCAUCUUCCGAACACUCUCCCCAGUCCACACUGCACUCAUCUCUGUCAGAGGUUUCUUCAAAGUUGUGUUUUCAGGAACAUCCAGAGUCUGAGGUGCAGCACCCAGACGUUUUGACUGAGACAAACACAGCUAACAAAGAUAAACCAGUGCACAAAAGUUUGCAAGUGCUCCCUCAGACUGUCGAUCCGCAAACAGAGUUACAGGAGGGCACGCAAGAGGAUCAGGAGGACGAACGAGGGGAUCAACCGGAAGAGGAGAAGGAGGACGUUUCUGUGAAAGGGACAGUGCCGCAAAACUGUCCAACAACUGACACACACUAUGUCCUUCGUUCCCAGAAUCCUGCAGAGUGUGCGUCAGUGAACACCCUGACGGGGUUAACUAACGGAUUUCCCCAAAAGGGCCCGUUGCAGCACAAGUACAAGAUCCGUGUGGACUUCAAGGAGGACUGUGCUGUACAAAAUGUAUGGCUAAUGGGAGGCCUCAGUGUCCUCACGUCUGUCCCUACCACGCCACAACCUGUCUGUCUGCUUUGUGCCAGUAAAGGGCGACAUGAGAUGAUAUUCUGCCAGAUCUGCUGUGAGCCUUUCCACAGUUUCUGCCUCUCGCCAGAGGAACGCCCAAUAAAACAGAACAAGGAGAACUGGUGCUGCAGGCGCUGCAAAUUCUGUCACGUGUGUGGCCGUCGAAGCAAAAACACGAAGCCUGUGUUGCAGUGCAGAAGAUGUCAAACAUCCUACCACCCUUCCUGCUUGGGACCAACUUACCCUAAACCUAUGAACUGCAGCAUGCCUUGGGUGUGCAUGACAUGCAUUCGGUGUAAAAGCUGUGGCGUGACUCCUGGAAAGAGCUGGGACUUGGCCUGGAAUCACGAGCAGGACCUCUGUCCUGACUGCAGUCUUCUGCACAACAAAGGUAAUUUCUGCACUGUCUGCCACAAGUGCUACGAUGACAACAAGAAACAAGCUCAGAUGAUUCAGUGUUCAGAGUGCAGCCACUGGAUUCAUUACACGUGUGAAGGACUUUCUGAUGAGCUGUUUGGGUUGCUGUCAAACCAACCAGAAGAAGUGUUUUUCACCUGUCAACCAUGCGGACAGCACCCAACUGAACACAGCAGCUUGAAGGAAAAGCUGCAGAGCAGGCUGAUGGCCGGGCUGGAGGAGGUGCUCACUGGCCUCCUCUCCCACUACACCACACAGCACCUCCUUAUCUGUAAAAUGUGUCAGGAAACAGACAACACACACUUUGUAAGGGUGCAGCAACCAGUCUGUGAUCUACAAGCCAUGGAGAAGAAGUUUAAUGCGGGCGGAUACACCUCAAUAAAAGCUUUCCAUGCUGAUGUCACCUCUUUGAUGAGGAAGCGCCUGAAGGAGGAGGAGCUUCUCCCUGACUAUCAGAGACCAACCAGUCAGGCCAGGGCACACUAUGUCAAACUGAUUGAGCAGGUUUUCAGUUGGUUUCCUGCACACCAUCUGAAAAAGUGGAACUCCUUCUCUGAGGAAUUCCCAAGUGGCAUGCUCCCUGAGGCGGUCCUCCCACCAUCUAAGGAGCACAGCUAUGCACAGUGGCUGGAAAGGACAUACCAGCCCAAGGAGUGCAGGGGCCCACAGGCAGGCAAAGCUGGCUCUCUGCUAUCCUCAGUCACUACACAGCUGUCUGGCGUAUCGCACAGCCUCCCUCUAUAUUCACAUGGUGUUAUGAGUGAUGUGGAAACCACAAAGGCUGAAGAUAUGCGACAGUGCGCCCUGUGCCAACAAUAUGGAGACUAUGCUCCCUGUGAUGCAGGACGGCUGUUGUACUUGGGACAGAAUGAGUGGGCCCACAUUAACUGCUGCCUUUGGUCUGCAGAGGUGUAUGAGGAGAACAGUGCUCUUUUGCAAGUGCACAGCGCUGUCUCAAGAGGGCGCCACCUGCGCUGUGAUCGUUGUGGGCAGUCAGGAGCCACUGUGGGCUGCUGUCUUGCCACCUGCCAGAGUAAUUUUCACUUCAUGUGUGCUCGUGCCCAGAAUUGUGUGUUCCAGCAGGACAGGAAGAUGUACUGCUACAAACACAGGGAUCUUGUCAGUGUGAAGAUGGUCUCUGGGAAAGGGUUUGAAGUCCAGCGGCGAGUAUACGUGGACUUUGAGGGGAUCAAUCUCAGAAGAAAGUUCCUCACAGGCUUAGAGCCAGAAUCCAUAAACAUGACCAUAGGUUCUCUGCAGAUUCAGAAACUUGGUGUGCUGUCAGAGCUGUCAUCAAAUGGGAGGAUGCUAUAUCCUGUCGGCUAUCAAUGUUCUCGGUUGUACUGGAGCACCGUGGACCCACGUAAACGCUGCAAAUACACCUGUAAGGUGACAGAAGUGAGCACACCUCUCCCUGGUGAGGAACAAGAUCCGCGAUGGGACCAAGAAGAGAAUCACACCAUAGUCCACAGUCCCAGCCACCAUAGAGAGUCCCCAGAUUGUUUAAGCUCCUCCUCCAGCCCAAUAAAGUCCACUACCCCAUCGCCCAACUCUAAACAGCACAACACGCCUGGAUCCAAAAGUCCUGGUUACACACAAACCAGGAGACCAGCAGGAGGUUCAUCUCGACCUCUUCCAUCUCCAGGGACCGCUCCUCCCAAAUCUCAUCACAUCCUGACACUGAGGGACCUGGAAGACACCCGUCGGCCUCGCAGGCUCUCAUCAAGAAGCCGCUGCAGCUCCUCGCCAACAGAUAGCGACCCAUCUGCACCGAUGACCCUCCGCUCCGGUGGCACCGUCCACUCCAGAUGUGCCCUGUUCAGCUCCCCUCCAAGAUCGUCAAACUUGGGGGCUGCAGCUCCUCUAUCACGACAGAACUCAACAUCACCUGUCUGGAGCUCCCCGCCUAGAUCCAACUCCAGCAUUUCUGCAGGGCUGUCACCGCGGCAAGGAGCCAUCACUCAUUCACCCAAAGGGAGGCAAAACUUUAGAAUCACCACUCCAGUUUCUGCAGAGGUUCCCCAAGACUUCUUGGCAUCGUCUGAGGCAGAAGAUGCAGCAGUGGCCACAACCAAUGGGAUCUCAUUAGCCCCCGAUAACCUGGAAGAGGAAGUAGCCCACCUGAUGGCCCAGGAGCUGCCUUACACAGUGUUUGAUACUGACACAGAGGUCGCAGUGGCCUCAAUGCUUAAUGCGAAGCUUGAGUUUGACGAGGCACUGCUCACCGAGAACGUGGCAGGUGUUGUGCAAGAUGUGGAAAUGCAGGAAGAUAAUCGGGAGAAUGACUCUGAAGAUGAAACCUCAAGCCAUUACUUUAAAUUUUCACGCACAGUGGUGUGUGACGCAGCUAGCAGCUCAGACGCCUCAGGUCAGCUCCCUUCAGCACAGUCAAUCUCACAGUUGGAUGGAGCGGACGGUGGGUCAGAGAGUGAUGAAAGCGGAGCAGUCGAUAAUGAAGCUCAGGACACAGAAGAAGAAGAAGAAGAAGAAGAAGAGGGAGAGAUUAAGAUUCACACUAACCAUAAUACACCUACGAAACAGCUGACAGUUGCUCUAAAGAGGCUGGAGUCGAUCUACACUGUGUCAAAGACAACAGUUGAACAAGGAACAGAUGAGCCAGACGUUCAGGAAAAUUCACUGCCGUCUGAUGUUCUUGAAUCGGGUUAUGUGCACGAUGACAUGUCAGUUCAGGGUGAAGAGGUCCUAAUGAGCUCUGAAACACCAACAUCUCCAAAUGAGAUGUUUUUGGAUUCAGCGACAGGCCAUUUUGUUUCAGCUGAAGAUGGUGCUGUAGUGUACCAAAAUAAAAAUGAAAUUGACAAUAAAGACGAAAGUAGCUCAUCAACUGACUCAGUUGGAGGAUUUAAAGAUGAUUUGAAUGACCCUGACUACUCCCCAGAGCAUGAAACCAAAAAAUCUCCCACAGCGCCGAUGAAAACCAUCAUUGUAAAGACAAAACGUCCAGUAUCAAACCUCAAGCGCAUGUCUGCUAAACCAUGUCUUCCACAACAGAAUAAACUCAAAUUGCUGUUACCGCCUCGACCUACGCAGAGUGUAAAUAAUGCGUCAGUCUCCCCUACAGCUGCUGCCUCUUUUUCUACCAUUCCACGGACAGUUACCUCCCCCAUUGUGAUCAACGGUUUGAACGCUCUACCUAUUCAGCCUGGCGCCACACGGGGCAGAACCGUCGCUAUCCGCUUGGACAACUCAAAGCCAGCGAGUCAGCAGCAAGUUGUGAUUCAGAAUCAAGGAGCAGCCACUGGCUCAACCCCGCCCCCCGCUCGUCAAGUCCUGCUGGUCAACCGUCAAGGUCAGAUCCUGAUCAAAGACCAGAGAACAAACACUUAUCAGUCACUCAGUACAAAUUCUCCUGCCUACAAUAAAAUAAGCCAGAUUGCUAAGAUUCUCCAUAGCGGAAACGCCUUUCAGCGCUCAGGCCCUCAUGUCAUAAUAAAGCCUCGUUCCAGCACCUCUGCCACAAAUGUCUCUCCCGCCGGUAACCACACAACAACAUCCGAGAGAAAAAUCAUUGUCAGAAUGGUUCCUGUGAAAAGCAGUGGGACUCCCACUCCCACAGCUCCUGUCAGUGUGCAGAGCGUUCCUGAGCCAGCUUUCUCUAACAUUGAAGAAAGCACAGCCCAGGCCAUUAUUGACAGGGCCAUGGCUACCCACCGUGACACGCCAAAGACAGAACCCAUCAUCCUCCGUAACACCCGAAGGCCAAAGGCCAGACAUAGAAGGCCGUCCAAGGUUCAGGACGCAGAGGACUCCGAUCAGUCCCCAGCUGCACGUUCAGAGUCCCCAAACAUGCAACCAACACCUGCUUCAUUGCACCAUCAAGUGAGGGUCAAGAUAGUGUCACCAGUGUCUGAAAGGCCCUCCAGGAAGAAAUCCAAGAUGGACUUCUUGAGGGAUCCCUCAAGUGACCUGGAUGAAGACAAUGAAGCCAGCAGACCGAGUGGUGUGAGAAUGAAAGCUCCUACAAUGAAGGAUGUUCUUGAUAUGGACCAGGAGAAUAUACCGGAUGAGCCUGAGCAAUUGAGGAUUACUGCUCCGCCACUUCCUACAUCCUCCAGGCAUCCUCGGGCUGAGAGUCCACCUACACACACACAAACCAACAGUCACGAUAUGGGUCAAACACACAUGUGGGUCAGCGCUCGCCAUGGAGACCUCUCUGAAUGGGGCCCUUAUUCAGGUUUUAGCUCAGAUGAUGAAUUACCUGCACCCAAACACAGAAAGAGGACAUACAUGAACCAGCCACACCUGCGUUUUGAAAUCACCAGCGACGAUGGCUUCAGUGUUAAGGCUAACAGCAUGGAGGUUGCCUGGCGUGCGGUGAUUGAUGGUGUCCUCGAAGCUCGUGCAGGCUUCCACCUCAAGCAGCUGCCUCUGGGCGGGAUGAGCGGCCCGCGGGUGCUCGGUGUCGUCCACGACGCUGUCAUCUUCCUGCUGGAGCAACUGCAGGGUGCCGCAAACUGCAAAUGCCACCGCUUCCGCUUCCACCGCUGUGAUUACAUCGAGGAAGAGCUCCCUCUCAAUCCAAGCGGCUGUGCUCGUUCUGAAGUUUACACACGGAAAGCAACUUUUGAUAUGUUCAACUUCCUGGCAUCACAGCACAGAGAGCUCCCUGACAUAGUAGGCCCUUUUGAUGAAGAGGAGGAUGAAUUCCCACUGAAAUCUUCCAGGCGAGCCACCAGCAGUGAGCUUCCCAUGGCAAUGAGAUUCAGACACCUGGAAAAAAUCUCGAAAGAAGCAGUAGGAGUUUACAGAUCUGAAAUUCAUGGUCGCGGCCUUUUCUGCAAAAGAAACAUUGAGGCUGGAGAGAUGGUGAUCGAGUACGCCGGCACAGUCAUUCGCUCUGUCCUGACUGAUAAGCGGGAGAAAUAUUAUGAUGGCAAGGGCAUCGGCUGUUACAUGUUCCGCAUCGAUGACUUUGAUGUGGUGGACGCAACGAUGCAAGGCAACGCAGCUCGUUUCAUCAACCACUCAUGCGAGCCAAACUGCUACUCUCGUGUCAUCAAUGUGGACGGUCGCAAGCACAUCGUCAUCUUUGCCCUGAGGAAGAUCUACCGAGGCGAAGAACUGACCUACGACUACAAGUUCCCCAUCGAGGACGAGAACAGCAAGCUGCACUGCAACUGUGGGGCGAGACGUUGCCGUCGCUUCCUCAAUUAGUAUAUCCAAUACACACACACACACACACACACACACACACCAUGUACCAAUAGCCAUCUUGCUGAAUGCACAGAAGAUGGACUUUGAAGAAUUCAUUGUGAUGUAGCCAUAAGAGUGAGGUCGCUGACGCUCACAGAACCGAUCUACUGAAAGUCUUCACUUUGUUGGAAGCUUGAUUGAUGGACUGAACGAGGACGGCAUGCGUACUGUUCAUUUCUGUCCCCUGAGCUGCCGUUGACUGUCACAGAAACCAGAUCAGAGCCAUAUGUCAAAAGCUUGGGAUAAAUACUAUUUAUGUGAUUUCAGACUGCUGGAUUUAUUUCUUUUUGGUCUGUUACAAAGUGCAGUUCAAUCAAUGAGACUGCACUAAUGUUUGGAUUCGUGUACUGUUACCAUCUUAUACAAUGCGUUCUCUCAGUUUUUACAUUGUUGAAUUCGUCGUGAGGAGCCUCUGCUGGAACUGGGGCUAGACAACAACCAGGAGGCAAUUAUUACCAGCUACAAACGGUGCAAACUUAAAUAACCUGGUAUCAGUUAUCGCUGUGUAAAGGGAGAUCUAUUAUUAUGCUGGUGACAGAACGUCUGUGUAAAUACAAGGUCACACAGAUGGAUGAGGAGAAUAUUAUUCAGCACCUUACUUUGACACGACCUUCUCUGGCAGCACUGGUGACAAACUUUCCCAGCAGAAUAAACACAUUUGCCUCAAGGCACCUCGUGUACAUUGUAGUGCAGCUACAUUUUAACCUCACUCUGGAUACCACAAUUCUUGUGAGCAGGGACUCCAAUGUUUUAGGUGCUGGUGACAUUUACCCCAAGACGUAGUUUUAAUAUAGUCACCCAAACCUUUUCCCGCCAGUCAGUAGUAAUUUCCUAUUUUUAUUCGUGAUGGCAGAAAUGCUUUGAUCUAAAUGCUUUUAUCCCACUAUUACAGUCUGUUCUUUAUUUGUUCAUUUGUGCCGUUUGUGUAUUUUAAGGUCUAUGAGGGAGCGUUUCCUUGAUGCAGGGGUUUGAACUGAAUAUAUAUAUACUGAUCUUGCUCUGCACAUUCCCUUAUAAAUCUUUUUGUAUUUUUGUAUAUUUGAACAAUAAAUGUAUAUUCAACAAGCUGAUGGAAAUAAAUGUGUUUGAGCUUUUAACUUUCUAUUUGUAAGUGAAGGCUGACUUAUAGAACUGAAGCUAUUGCUGAAUAAUGAUCCUAAGUUAAUCUUUUCCUCUUUUUUUUUUUCUUUCUUUUUUGCGGCUGUUUUGCACCCUUCUAUUUGUGUGUGUCUCACAGGUGUACUACCUCAUUGGUGUUAUGAAGCAAGAUUUAAUUUAAUUUCACAACACAUUUGGUGAAAAACUUCUUCCUCAUUGUUCAAUCUUUAUGAUUAUUACAUCUUGAUAGUAUGAAAACAAGCAACAUCAGUACUAUUAAACACUGACUUUCUAUUAUGCCUGCAAUUAUUUUGUAAGAAUAGGUGGCCACCGUUGUUUGUGUUUUCUCCUGUGUGCAACCACACCCAGCCAAUGGGUGUAGAUCUGAUCCUAGAGUUUAAGUUGAAGGCAGAAUGCUGUGGAUGUAUGAUUUGUGUUUUAGUGUUUAAUAAUUGAAUUUGACACGCAAAGCUUUGUUGCUUCAUCAGCUUGGAUCCUUGCUUGUACAUAGUUGUAUAAAGAAUUUCUAAACCUGUUAAAUAUUUUUUUACCUACGACUUUUUUUUUUCUUUUUUUUUUUUAUUUAUGUUCAAUAAAAAUUUGGAAUGUUCAGAAUUUGCCUUCCUCUUGCCGAUGUUUGUUUUACCCAAUUAAAUGAAUUUAAAUAUUA
Molecule: messenger RNA, 11349 nt
Organism: Dicentrarchus labrax (European seabass)
Lineage: Eukaryota; Metazoa; Chordata; Actinopteri; Moronidae
Gene: kmt2ba
Product: lysine (K)-specific methyltransferase 2Ba
Exons: 36
Coding region: 81-9542 (3153 amino acids)
Biological process (GO): positive regulation of DNA-templated transcription
Cellular component (GO): histone methyltransferase complex; nucleus
Molecular function (GO): DNA binding; zinc ion binding; histone H3K4 methyltransferase activity
Source: RefSeq, a predicted model, not a curated record